CUCCAUCCAUCUUCUGCUCUUUUAUCUCGAACGCGCUCCGAUCGACUGAUCGUGGGACUGAGACAUUUCCGGCGCAUAUUUCCGGUCACCGGCGUCCGUGCACAUCGCAGUCUUCAUCCAUCAGAGAGUUUUUUUGCAUCAGAUCUAAGGUCGAGCCAUAAUGACAGUUUCAGACGACGAAGACGAGAGUCUCGCUCAGUUCCUCGAAUCUGAGGUUCUCUCCGAGGUCUCAGAUCAGGAAGAGAAGAAGACGGAAGAAGUAGAGGAGGAGAUGGAGCCACAAUCGAAGAGAUUGCGUAAGGAGGGCGACCACGAUGAUGGAAAAUCAAUCAUAUUAUCAUCGUCAUCACCAUCACCAUCACCAAUUCAAUUUCAAAUUCCUUCCCCCUCGAAGAGUAAGAUGAUCAUUAGCAGUUCCAGUAACAGUGGCGAGAGUCUGAACAACAACUCAACAUCGAGGAGGAUAGAAACGGGUUGUUUUAGCAAGGUUCCUCCUGAACUCUUCCAUCACAUCCUCAAAUUCCUCUCCUCAGAGGAUCUUGUUACAUGCUCACUGGUCUGUAGAUUCCUCAACUAUGUUGCCUCUGAUGAAUCCUUAUGGCGUCGCCUGUACUGCAUGCGAUGGGGUCUGCUUCCCCCAACCAAAAAGUUGAGGGAGUCUGCUUGGAAAAAACUUUACAUUCAGCGUGAUGAAGAGGACAUGGUUGAAUUUGUUAGGAAUUGCCCUUCCGAGUUCAAAGACUAUUACAUUCAAAUGCAGGCAGCAAAGAGAAGCCAAACGCCCCUUCCAUCACAGGUGAAUGAUGACCGAAUAAUUCUUGACAAGACUGUUGGUGAUCAAGUUUCUAUAUGGAAAAGGAGUAGAGGCCUGGCUGAUAAGGUGGUCUCUGACCAUAAUUGCUCUGGGGAAACAUGUUCUUACUAUCAAAUUGGAGACGUGUUUGUUUGUGAGGAGACUGGGCAUGUUCAUGUUUGUGAUGAUACAUGCAGAGAAGUUAUUUUGGACCCAACAAAUGAGCUUUUGGUUUGCACGAUUUCUGGGCAUUGUUUUGAUAGAUUACUGUCACCAGCUGAAAUGGAACCAGACCCUGAACAGCAGCAAGGUGGUGGUUCAGAUGAAGCGGAGCCAUUCAUGGGAUCUGGCCGUUUUGCGCGAGCUUACCUGUUAGGAUACAACUGUGCUGAUGAGAAGGAGCUUGAAGCUGCUUUGAGGUUUUGCUGAUGGAAAUUUGCCUCUUAGGUGGAUGUUAUGGCCUUUGGAGAAAUGUUGUAGUUUACUAUUUAGAAGUGUAUGUCUUAAUGAUGUAGUACUAUUUAUAGAACCAUGAAAUAGUCACUUGCAAGUUUGGGAAAAUGUUCUGGUUGCUUUCCCUAUUGAGCCUUUUUUUAUUGUUAUUUAAGUAUAAUGGUCUUCCCAAUUUCAAUUCUUUUGCCUUGCUGCUUCACACUGAAGCUGGAUCACAACAUCGGCGGGACACAAUCAAUGUACAUUUGUUCAGAUGGAAUGAUCUCUCUUCUAUAAAGGGGAGGUUGAGUAUUCGAGUCCUGUUAGGAGUAAUAUUAUGGAUGUGUGCAUUUGUUUGAACUUUUAGAAGGGGGGUUUGAACUUUUAGAAGGGGGUAGUGGGCACAUCUAUUGAAUUGAUAGUUAAUAUUGCUGAAUAUUGAAAUCUUCACUAGAUUUGAUGUCUUGUUUAUUUUGAUUCACAUGCUCCAACUGAUAUGCAUGGCGAUGGGUUAUUGUAUAUAAAGCUGCUACCCAAUGUGGUCUUGUUGAACAUUUAAUCUGUGUCAGAAUUUAUAUAACUUUAUUGUCUUCAGACUUGAA
This is a messenger RNA of Cornus florida, 1827 nucleotides long. Its product is annotated as F-box protein SKIP31. The coding region runs from base 161 to 1222 and encodes 353 amino acids. Lineage: Eukaryota; Viridiplantae; Streptophyta; Magnoliopsida; Cornales; Cornaceae. The record is from RefSeq and is a predicted model, not a curated record. Gene Ontology annotation, molecular function: protein binding. The transcript is spliced from 9 exons.